AUGAGUCGGCUCCCGCAUCCUCACUCUGCUCACGGCAGAAUCGAGCAUUUUCAGGACUUCACCUCGUUAGACUGGUGUCAAGACCUGUUGUCCGACCCAUCCAUGACGCGUAUUCAGAAGCGCCACGUUCCCGAUCAGCGCGAGGAUAUAUCCAAUACAUUUUUCACGAAGACGCUGUUUACCGAUGAAGCCCUGAGAGCAUAUAUCUCUAUGUACAGGCCCGGCAGGAUCGGCCGAGAUCACGACGAGAAGACCGUGUCUACCGGGAGCGCAUCUAUGGGAAGCGGAGGUGCAGGACACAUUCGAGCUGAGGGAGCAGAGCCCUCUUUGUUGUCCAAGGAAGAAUAUAUUUGGAGCGCAACGGAUCCUGAUACACCAGAGAUGUACCUCCUGAUAAGCAUUGGACAUGACAUGGAUGGCGGUGUACAGCGCCUUCAUGGAGGAGUUACAGCGACACUUCUUGAUCAAGUUAUGGGCACGCUCAUAUCGUAUGUGUACGACAGCACCUGCCCGACGGCCGAUCUGAAUAUCAAGUACAAAGCAGCGGUAAAUACGCCGUGUGUUUUGCUUUGCAGAGCGAAAGUGGUCCGCAAGAUGGGUAGAUGGAUCGAAUCCGUGGGCUGGAUUGAGGAUGGGCAAGGCAAAGUCUUUGCAGAGGGCAAAGGCGCCUUUGUCAUGAACAAGAACACGUUGGCAGCAGCAGCCAAAAUAUGA
Boeremia exigua is the source of this 714-nucleotide messenger RNA. RefSeq names its product HotDog domain-containing protein. The record is from RefSeq and is a predicted model, not a curated record. The transcript has a single exon. The coding region runs from base 1 to 714 and encodes 237 amino acids. NCBI's taxonomy places the organism in Eukaryota, Fungi, Ascomycota, Dothideomycetes, Pleosporales, Didymellaceae.